Molecule: messenger RNA, 915 nt
Organism: Suillus clintonianus
Lineage: Eukaryota; Fungi; Basidiomycota; Agaricomycetes; Boletales; Suillaceae
Exons: 7
Coding region: 1-915 (304 amino acids)
Source: RefSeq, a predicted model, not a curated record
AUGCCUACCUUCCACAGGCCGUUGCGGACCAUCACACGAGGUUGCGGAAUCCGCGCACUCAUCGCAUCGCAACGCACUAUCUGUCCAUGUCCUGUCUGUAUCCAUCCGUCCUCACUGGGCCAGUUGCAUAUCAGUUCCCAUACACGAGGCCGCGUACCAUUACUUACAUGUAUCUCCUUCCGACUUCGCUUGCAUAUGCGCCCGCUUAUACGGUUCCGGUUUCUUACGGACUCUGUUAUAUACUACGUCGCAGACUCGUACGGACCUCACUUUCCUACAUUCCCUCUCUCUGGUUUUGAGUUCCUUUGCAAGGCGGUUUCUGCACAUCUUCGCAUAUACCUGGUACCUAGUUCGCUCUACCCGAUUACCUGUUCCGAUACCUGGUACCCUACCCGUUUCGCAUACCUGGUACCCUACCCGUUCGCAUACCUGGUACCCUCUAGACAUUCACUCGUUUCUCCGCAUCCGCAUACCUCGCAUCUCCGCAUCCGCAUACCUCGCAUCUCCGCAUCUGCAUACCUCACAUCUCCGCGCAUUCUCGCAUCUUCGCAUCUCCUCACAUACCUAGCUGUUCUGUCUUCAGCGCAUCACUUCCUUCUUCACUGUUCCCCUCGCUCAUACUUGAGGAACUGCUCUCAGAGCUAUCCCCUUGGGUUGACUACUAUUCUCGCACCCAGCAGGAUCGAUGGCGGAAUCUUCUCUCCAUCAAUAUCGAGAGGCCUAUAUGGUAUCAUUGAUAUGAAGGCGAAGUUGCAGUCAGGCGGGGCGGUUAUUGUAGAGGAAGGUGAAGAUGGCAUUUCCAUUGAGCAGUUUGGUGCAGUAAGGACGUGUUCUACCAUUAGCCGCCCAGCUUGCUUUGCCGGCAUCACGCCUGUCAGCCCAGCCAGCAACCCGAAGUUCAACCUGGCGCUAUGA